Cimex lectularius (bed bug) is the source of this 862-nucleotide messenger RNA. RefSeq lists its product as uncharacterized. Gene Ontology annotation, molecular function: adenyl-nucleotide exchange factor activity; protein-folding chaperone binding. Gene Ontology annotation, biological process: protein stabilization. The record is from RefSeq and is a predicted model, not a curated record. NCBI's taxonomy places the organism in Eukaryota, Metazoa, Arthropoda, Insecta, Hemiptera, Cimicidae. The transcript is spliced from 2 exons. Bases 282 to 836 code for a protein of 184 amino acids.
CGGUUAGCACGAGGCAGUAGCAAACGUUCGCAAGGAUCGUCCUGCCCAUUUCUCGCCCGUUUUACCUGUGCCCAGGCAGAAUCUUUAAAGAUCGUCAUAAUCAUCAGACGGGGUUGACAAGCGGGGACUCAUUCGUCCUUUGAAAAUCAGGAAUCUUUUCUGAUCGCUGACUGAACCUUGGCGUGUGGGGAGUCGGCUGUGAGUCAAGAGCAGUCACGUAGUAUCUCGUGGGAUUUUAAAACUCAGUUUACGUCUAAAAGCCGAUUGCGGAGGGCGCAGAGAUGGACCAGCUUGAAUUUCAAGAGCCCAUGGAUACGACCAAGCAUCCGAAAGACAGAAUAGUCGACCACCUAGUCCAGAUCGAAAAGCACGUGGAAUGUUUAAGGAAGGAGACGUUCAUUCUGGAAGGCCUGAAAAACACCCUGAUGGCCACGCUGGAUUCGUUGAAAUGCAGCGACCUGCUCGGCAAACUGGAGGAGCAAGAGCUUGAGGACGUGUUGCAGUACGUGGACCGGGUGGCGAACAAAUGUCUCACGAUCGACGUCUCCGUCCGGACGACAAGGAAUCUCCAGGAGGAAGACGCGUUGCACAGGGUGAACAAUCUCAUUGACGAUGUCGUGGUCAGCUUCCGUGACAACUGGGCCUACGGCAAAUUAACCUGCGAGUCUUAUUUGUCCGCCUGCUGCGAAAUCGUAGGAGUAGCCCCGAACGAAACAUUCAAACAGCUUUUGACCCAGUGCUCGGAAGACGAUCAGAAUAUCAUCGCCAAUCGGAUAAGCGGCUUGCUUAAUUACAUGAACGGUAUCAACAAGCUUACUGUCACUGAAUUGAAUUAAUAAAACCAAAAACCUUCCACCCAUGU